Messenger RNA from Trichoderma reesei QM6a, 1347 nucleotides. RefSeq lists its product as uncharacterized. Gene Ontology annotation, molecular function: protein serine/threonine kinase activity; ATP binding. The transcript has a single exon. NCBI's taxonomy places the organism in Eukaryota, Fungi, Ascomycota, Sordariomycetes, Hypocreales, Hypocreaceae. Gene Ontology annotation, biological process: protein phosphorylation. The record is from RefSeq and is a predicted model, not a curated record. The annotation marks the transcript as partial.
AUGGCCAAGAGGGAGCGCAGCCCGACUGGCUACGGCCCGCAGCCGGAAGAAGCAAUUCCAUCACCAAGCAGGCCGGGCAUUCUGACAGUCGUACUUCACGAAGGAACCGGCCUCUCAAUACCAGGCAGCUACAAGGAAGACCAGAGGCCUGAUCAACAAGGGCUGAGCAAGCGCAACACGCCGUACGCAGUUCUCGACUACGACAGGUCUCAGCAACAGGCGGAUUCAGACGAAGGGACGGCAGAAGAUCCGGUCUGGGUGUCAGACAUUGUGCCAUGGCGGCUUGAUGAAGUCACCGGAGAGUACCGCGACGCGAACUGGAAAUUCGACGUAUGUCGUCCUGCUGAGCUGGCCAUCCAUCUCUAUCUCCGGGAUCCGCAUGCGUCUCCUUGUGUGAGAAGCCAAGACGCCUGUAUCGGCGUGGCGCGGAUUCCGAUAGAUGUCGCUCAGGCAUCGGCGUCAGAAGAGACACCAUCACAAUGGGUUGAUGUGGAGGGUGGCACGGGCCGGCUACGCGUCAGCAUUAAAUACGACGACACGAAGGACAAAACGUUGGAGGCGGCCGAUUUCAUCGAACAAUCCAAGAUCCAGAAGGGCAACUCAGGAUACACUGCUCGGGUCAUCAAGAAAGACACGCGUCAAAGAUACACCACAAGGACGAUUCCAGCUGUUCGACGGCCCCAGAAUGCCGACCAUCCAUUCAUCGCGCCGCUCACGCUUGUCUUCCAGUCACAAGAAGGCUUGCACCUCUUGUCUCCGACCAUGUGCGGCGGAUACCUCUUCCAACACCUGCAGAAUCAGCGAGUCUUCAGUCUCAAGAGAGCCCGGAUCUAUGCCGCCGAGAUUCUUUGCGCACUGGAGUAUCUGCACGAGAGUCGCGGCAUCUACUCGUGGCUGAAGCCUCGAAACGUCCUUCUAGACUCUCUGGGACAUGUCGUACUCUGUGGCUCCGGCCUCUACGAUCCAGGUGUAGAGGAUGAUGGCCGUGGUGGCUACGGAUUGCCUGAAUAUCCAGCCCCCGAAAUACUCCGCGAUCAAAACCGAUCUGGAGCGGCCGACUGGUGGACGCUGGGUAUCUUCAUCUACGAGAUGCUGACAGGGCUACCGCCAUUCUUUCACGAGAACGCCGACGAGAUACGCCGACAAAUACUCAGCUCCGAUUCAAUUCAAUUUCCAGAUGACCUUCCACCUGAUGCUAGAGAUGUCAUCGCGAAGCUCCUCGACCGCAAGCCUGAUUUUCGUCUUGGAGCUAGAGGGGGGGCAUCGGAAGUCAAAGAGCACCCCUUUUUUGCUGACAUCGAUUGUGGUAAACUCAAGCAACGGGAAUAUACGCCCUCCUUUAAGCCA